Molecule: messenger RNA, 2018 nt
Organism: Dipodomys spectabilis (banner-tailed kangaroo rat)
Lineage: Eukaryota; Metazoa; Chordata; Mammalia; Rodentia; Heteromyidae
Gene: Gpaa1
Product: glycosylphosphatidylinositol anchor attachment 1
Exons: 12
Coding region: 52-1917 (621 amino acids)
Biological process (GO): attachment of GPI anchor to protein
Cellular component (GO): GPI-anchor transamidase complex; membrane
Source: RefSeq, a predicted model, not a curated record
GCUCCGUGGGACCCGGUCCGCCGGCGGCGGGAGCCGAGCGCCCGCCGCGCCAUGGGCCUCCUGUCGGACCCGGUGCGCCGGCGCGCGCUCGCCCGCCUCGUGCUGCGUCUCAAUGCGCCGCUCUGCGUGUUGAGCUACUUGGCCGGCAUCGCCUGGUUCCUGGCGCUGGCCUUCCCGCCGCUGACGCAGCGCACGUACAUGUCGGAGAACGCCAUGGGCUCCACCAUGGUGGAGGAGCAGUUCACGGGCGGAGACCGCGCCCGCAACUUUGCCCGGGACUUCGCUGCUCACCGGAGGAAGUCUGGGGCUCUGCCAGUGGCCUGGCUAGAGCGGACAAUGCGGUCCGUGGGGCUGGAGGUCUACACGCAGAGUUUCUCCCGGAAACUGCCCUUUCCUGAUGAGACCCACGAGCGCUAUAUGGUGUCCGGCACCAAUGUGUAUGGUAUUCUUCGGGCCCCACGUGCCGCCAGCACCGAGUCCCUGGUAUUCACGGUACCCUGUGGCCCUGAGUCUACCAAUAGCCAGGCCGUGGGGCUGAUGUUGGCACUUGCAUCCCAUUUCCGAGGUCAGAUUUACUGGGCCAAAGAUAUCAUCUUCCUUGUGACAGAGCAUGAUCUUCUGGGCACUGAGGCGUGGCUUGAAGCUUACCACGACGUCAACGUCACUGGCAUGCAGUCCUCCCCUCUGCAGGGCCGGGCAGGCUCCAUCCAGGCGGCUGUGGCCCUGGAGCUGAGCAGUGACGUGGUCACCAGCCUCGAUGUGGCUGUGGAAGGACUCAACGGGCAGCUGCCCAACCUUGAUCUCCUCAACCUAUUCCAGACUUUCUGCCAGAAAGGCGGGCUGCUGUGCACACUUCAGGGCAAGCUGCAGCCUCAGGACUGGACAUCGGUGGACGGGCCACUGCAGAGCCUGCAGACACUGCUGCUCAUGGUUCUUCGGCAGGCCUCUGGCCGCCCUCACGGCCCCCAUGGUCUCUUCCUACGCUACCGGGUAGAGGCUCUGACCUUGCGUGGUAUCAAUAGCUUCCGCCAGUACAAGUAUGACUUGGUGGCAGUGGGAAAGGCUCUGGAGGGCAUGUUCCGCAAGCUCAACCACCUCCUGGAGCGCCUGCACCAGUCAUUCUUCUUCUACCUGUUGCCUGCGCUCUCCCGCUUCGUCUCCAUUGGCCUCUACAUGCCCGCGGCCGGCUUCUUGCUCCUGGUCCUUGGUCUCAAGGCACUAGAGCUAUGGAUGCAGCUGCACGAGGCUGGAGUGGGCCCUGAGGAGGCUGGCAGGGCCUCUGGCCCCCGCCCGCCCCUCCCCCCAGCACAGGGUGUGGGGCUGGCCUCACUUGUGGCGCCUCUGCUCAUCUCCCAGGCCAUGGGCCUGGCCCUCUACAUCCUGCCUGUUUUGGGCCAACACGUGGCUGCCCAACACUUCCCGGUGGCUGAGGCGGAAGCCGUGGUGCUGACGCUGUUGGCUGUUUAUGUGGCUGGCUUGGCCCUUCCACACAACACCCACUGGGUGCUGAGCAUACAGACCCCAGACAGGGGCUGGAUGGCCCUGAAGUUGGUGGCCCUGAUCUACCUAGCACUCCAGCUGGGCUGCAUCGCCCUCACCAACUUCUCCCUGGGCUUCCUGCUGGCUGCCAUCAUGGCCCCUGCUGCUGCCCUCACCAAGCCCAGCGGGUCCCGGCCCUUCUAUGCUGCCCUGCUCCUGCUCACAAGUCCAGCCGCCAUACUCCUGGGCAGCCUGUUCCUGUGGUGGGAACUGCAAGAGGCACCAGUGUCGCUGGCUGAGGGCUGGCAACUCUUCUUGGCAGCGCUGGCCCAGGGGGUGCUGGAGCACUACACCUAUGGUGCCAUGCUCUUCCCACUGCUGGCCUUGGGCCUGUACCCCUGCUGGCUGCUCUUCUGGAAUGUGCUCUUCUGGAAGUGAGGCCUGCUGCCCAGGCGCGCACACAGAGUUAAGGCAGGGCUGCCUGCACCCCCUUUCUACCUCUUUCCUGGGAAAUAAACAAGCGCUGUGUUCUAACUGUU